AUGAUCAACGCUAUGUUUACGAGUUUAAACCUCGAUAGUAUCAAGUCUGAUGUGGACAUGGCUACUAACACCGAGAACUCCUUAAACAAAAACCAACCAACAAAACACCAGUGUACGGGUUGUGAAUGUUCGAAGCUAUCACCAGACUUGGAGGGUUUGAAAUUAGACUUGGUUGUUUUGGAAUCGAAACUCAACCAUAAAAUCCAAGCCGUGGAAAACCAAAUAUUACGCAUGAACGAUUGCCGACCAAAAGAGCCGAAAAAUCAUGCAAAUCUCGAAAAUAUGUUGACAACCUCUACACCCAUUAGCAGCGGCGGCACGAACAAAACAAAAGAGGUUAGUAAUUCAAAUCCUCACAUUAAUCCCGUUGUUGUUCGGACCGCUAACGAUGCAUGCUUCACACCAAUAAAAGUACCGGAUAACACAGAAACUUUUAUGGCCAUAGAUCAGUCAUGCGAGAAAACGUCACACCAUGAUUUGGUGCCAUUGCCAAAAUCCAUCAAUCACUCACAAGAGGAAUUAACCCUGACAAAGGUAGUUUUCCCUGUUAGGAACAAUAGUGAACAGUCGAAAAUAGGCGAGCUUUCCCAUACGGGAAGCCGUACAAAUCCUAUUCAAAAAGAACAAAGCUGUCAUUAUAAUGUUCCUGGUAGGCAAUCUUGCUCUAGUUAUUUACAUGAUCGUGGUCAACAAUUUCGAAGCAUUCCAGUACGUAUCACUCACCGUCCACUGCCAGUAAACCCAGAGAAAGUAAAUAAACAUAGACGUGCGUACCGAAGUCAGGUUUUUCGACAUCGACAUCAGACGGACUGGCUCAGGCAUCUGGAGCUGGUCCGCAAAGUAAUUCGGUCAUAAACUGUUUCUAUUCUAACUAAUUGUUGUGCCUACGGUCCCUUCUACUUCUAAAUGUGAACUUACAAACUUAUUUGAUUUUCCCCUUCUUAAUGCCAGAUCGGUUAGAAACAAGACUAUGAUUAUUAAAGAUUUUGUUGUGGAUAAAGAUACUGAUAUUCUUGCUUUGACGGAAACUUGGCUCCCUCCAAGUGGGAACGAUUUGAUUAUUGGGGAUCUAUGCCCAACAGGUUAUAGUUUUCCGCAUACACCGAGACAUGGAUCAAUCGGUGGGGGCGUUGGUCUCUUAUUCAAGGAAAGUCUUAAUAUUAAGCGUAAUGUACAGGAGGUAUUUAGGUCAUUUGAAUACCUUGACAGUUCUUUUUUGAACUUUCUACAUAUUAGAAUUAUUGUUGUAUAUCGGCCGCCUCCUUCAUCGGCUAACUCAUUGACAUCUACUCUAUUCUUUGAAGAGUUCUCAUCCUUUUUGGAAGGAAUUAUUGUAUCACCCGGGCAACUCUUGAUAGCUGGAGAUUUCAAUUUUCAUCUGGACAAUCCUAAUGACCCUCUUACCAAACGGUUCGUGGAUCUUCUCGCUUCCUUUGAUUUGAAGCAGUACAUUUCUGGAUCAACACAUGCAAGUGGUCACACACUGGAUUUAAUUAUAACGCGAUCUGAAGAAAACAUUGUUAACCAUUACAAUAUCUUCGAUCCUCUGAUUUCUGAUCAUUCAGUUGUGCAUUUACAACUAUUGAUUAGGAAACCGAAGUUCGUGAAGAAACACUUGCUUCUUCGUAAUUUGCGGGCGGUUAAUAUUCAUAAAUUCAAAACGGAUGUACUAAAUUCUUUUCUUCUUAAGAAUUUUACGACUAUGGAUUUGGUAUCAUUGGUGAAUGAGUAUGAUUGUCUUCAUACUAUCUUAGAUAACCAUGCACCGAUUAAAUCCCGGGAAAUUACAUUGCGCCCUAAGGCACCCUGGUAUACUAACGAAAUCAAUGAUAAGAAACGAAUUCGGAGACAACUUGAGAGAAAAUGGCAUAAAACAAGGACGAAUGCUGAUUGGAAUCGCUAUAAACAACAAUAUUAUGCUGUAAAUAAACUUAUCGACUACUCAAAAUCGGCUUACUAUACCGACUUAAUUAAUAAUGGAUCAUCUGAUCAAAAAACCCUUUUCAAGACUGUAAGCAAUUUGCUGCAUACAAAUACGAUUAUUCGCUAUCCAUCUUCUCCUGACCCAAUGUCACUUGCCAACUCAUUUAGUGAUUUCUUCACUCAGAAAAUUGUUAAAAUACGAGGUGAUAUCGAAGAUGAACUCUUGAGUAAAAACAUAGAAAAUCCUAUACCUGAUGUUGAUUCAUGUCCUUAUGAAUUUCACACCUUCAGGGAGGUUGGAAAAGACGAAGUGCUCCAUUUAAUCCAACGUAUCGCAACUAAAUCCUGUUCUCUGGAUCCACUCCCGGUGGUCAUGCUAAAUCACUGUUUUAAAGACAUCUUACCCGUUGUAGCUAGAAUAAUCAACCUCUCCUUGGAAAGUGGUACAAUGCCUGACUCUUUGAAGAUUGCUGUUGUUCAACCGUUAUUAAAAAAGUACAAUCUUUCCUAUGAAGAAUUCUGCAGUUUUCGUCCAAUAUCAAAUCUGAAAUUUGUCUCGAAAUCUAUUGGGAAAGCAGUUGCUGUACAAUUAACUGAUUAUCUUACUGAAAAUCAUCUACAUGAGAAAUUCCAGUCUGCUUAUAAACCUUGUCAUAGUACUGAAACAGCGCUAUUGAGGGUUCAAAAUGAUAUCCUUCAAGCUCUAGAUAACGGUGAUUCUGUUAUUCUUGUCUUACUGGAUCUGUCGGCGGCUUUUGACACCGUGGAUCAUUUAAUGUUAUUAACAAGACUAUCGAAACGCUUUGGCAUAAGGGGUCGUGUGUUGGAUUGGCUUACCUCAUACCUUACAUCCAGGAAACUGUUCAUUCGUGUUGAGGGAACUGAUUCGUUAUUGAGUGAUCUUGAUUGUGGUGUACCUCAGGGAUCUGUGUUGGGUCCUCUGUUGUAUUCACUCUAUACUGCCCCUCUCGCGGAUGUGGCUAGGCGCCACAAUCUGCGCUUUCACUUUUUUUCUGAUGAUGGGCAACUUUACAUUGCAUUCAAAACGAAUGAUCGUGAUGAUUUAAUAUCAUCUAAGAUCCGUAUGGAGAAAUGUAUACUUGAAUUGGGAAACUGGUCGAUGUUGAAUAAAUUGAAACUAAAUAGUGGCAAAACGGAGCUUAUAUUAGUCCAUUCACGCUAUCAUCUGAUGCCUCCCCUAAAUUAUAUCAUGGUGGGAAAGGAAAAAAUUGUGCCAACUGUUUCAGCAAGAAAUCUGGGGGUGAUUUUUGAUGAGUGGAUCAGAUUGGGCGAACAUAUUAAUGGUAUCUGCAAGUCAGCUUACUACCAUAUUAGGAAUAUUUCAAGAAUUAAGAAGUAUCUACCUCGAAAUUGCUUAGAAAUAAUUAUUCAUGCAUUUAUAACUUCAAGACUGGAUUAUUGUAACUCCCUGUUGUAUGGUGUACCCAAAUAUUUGCUUCAGAAGCUUCAGAGAGUCCAAAAUACUGCAGCUCGUUUACUAACUGAUACUAAGAAAUCGGCGCAUAUCACCCAGUUCUUAUCGAAUUGCAUUGGUUACCUGUCCAAUACCGUAUUCAAUUCAAGAUUAUACUUCUUGUCUACAAAGCUGUUAAUGAUCUUGCUCCAUCGUAUCUGAAGGAACUUAUGCUGUGUCGUACUUCGCAGCGUACUCUUCGAUCAAAUGGAAAUGAAUUGCUCCAGAUUCCUUAUUCUAGACUAAAGACAUACGGAGACAGAUCGUUCUGUGUUGCUGGACCAAGAUUGUGGAAUGAUUUACCUGUUCAUCUUCGGAUGUGUGAAUCAUUAACCAUUUUUAAGAAGUUUCUUAAAACAUAUCUUUUUAACUUGUUUUUAAAUAGUGUAUGAUGUAUUCUAUAGUUUUAACAUUCUUAACACUAGUUUUAAGAUUGGAUUUUGUAUUACUGUAA
Molecule: messenger RNA, 3851 nt
Organism: Paramuricea clavata
Lineage: Eukaryota; Metazoa; Cnidaria; Anthozoa; Malacalcyonacea; Plexauridae
Source: the annotation of a GenBank genome assembly